CACCACCACACCUCUCCGAACAUGCGCGUAUAUCUCGCCCCGCUUGCGCUCCUCGCUGCAUCGUCCACCGCCGCCGCGCCCGAGUCGCUCGCCGAGGUGCGCGCCGUUUUGGCCACCAUGCAGCGCGGUAUCCUAUACAGCACUCUGGCCCGCGCUGCGCUGCCGGUGACAGCCGACGCACGCAGCGACGAGGCAGCAGCCGUGAGGAGCGCUUUCCAGCUCAGCGGACUCGACGCGCCUGCGCCCUUUGUCGGCUCGCCGGCGUACCCCUUCAUCUCGGUGGCCCGCACGCCCGCCGUGGCGCAGCGCUGGGGCGACAAUCGCGGCAACAGCACCGGCGUGUCGCUCCUCGACGCCUACUACGACGAGCUCCUCAACGCCACGGCCCGCAGCCCACCAGCGCCGUUCACGAACUCGGCGCCGCUCGCCGCACACGCAUCGGCGCAGCUACUGACGCUUUGCGCUGUCCGAAUCUCCAAAGGCAACGACGUGGCGCUCUCAAAAUUAGCCGCAGCGCCGCGAACCUUCUGUCCCCUCCUCGUCAGCCCGGCGCCCAAUGCAACGGCCAUCCGCGAGGCGCUCACCGUGCCGGCGCAGGAGGCCGCGGUGCUGGCGUCCGUCGGCGCCCAGGCGGCGCUGUGGAGCUCGGCAGCCAAUAUGUCUGCGCCGCUGGAUGCGCCAAGCGUCAAUGCCUCGACGCCGUCGGCUGUCGUGCCCGAGCGUGUGCAGCAGCUGUUCAGCGAUCAUCUUAUCGCGAUCACCACGGAUUAUGAGGUCUACACGCUCCUCGCCCUGGACGACGCCACGCUGGCGGACGCCUGCGCGCAGAUGCUGUAAUGAUGAAUCGCGCCACGACAAGAG
Tilletiopsis washingtonensis is the source of this 861-nucleotide messenger RNA. RefSeq lists its product as hypothetical. The transcript has 2 exons. The record is from RefSeq and is a predicted model, not a curated record. Gene Ontology annotation, biological process: chorismate metabolic process; aromatic amino acid biosynthetic process. NCBI's taxonomy places the organism in Eukaryota, Fungi, Basidiomycota, Exobasidiomycetes, Entylomatales. Bases 22 to 837 code for a protein of 271 amino acids. Gene Ontology annotation, molecular function: chorismate mutase activity.